CAGGAGGCGGAACUAGUCUGCUCCGCUGCCACUUCUGCUGCAGUCGGAAAGACGUUCCUGACGAUGAAUUACUGAAUUACUGUCUUUCUCGCAGACCAUAAGUGGAUAAUCUAUUAUGUUGUGAAACGCAGAAUUAAAUAAGGUACUGACAGGGGGAGUGACCAAAUCACAUGGGAGUGUGUGACGGCUCAUGCUUAAGGCUGUGUGUCCAGGCCUCCUGCCAUCACCGCCUCUUCCCGAACCAGCAUGGCAGGGGGCAGAGAGCGCGCUGGCCGGACUCAGAGGCCGUGGUCAGUGUACCGGGCGAACACGUUCCAGUUGUCCAGUGAGAUGAUUGGCUUGGCCCUGGCAGGAAACAGUCAAGACCCAGAUGAACCUGUGCUCGAGUUCAGUAUUGCUUGCACAGAACUACUAAAUCCUGGUUUGGAUCGGAAACCCAACAGUUUUGUAGCAGUGAGCUGCACAACGCCACCGCAGGCUUUCUGGACCAAACAUGCCCAGACCGAAGUCAUUGAGGGUACUAGCAACCCCAUCUUCCUCAGCAGCAUCGCCUUCUUCCAGGAUUCUAACAUCAAUCAUCAGACGCAAGUUAAACUGGCUGUCUACGACGUGAAGGACCGUUCCCAGGGCACGAUGUACAUGUUGGGCUCAGCACUUUUCCCUGUGAAAGAGUUGCUGCAGGACAAAGACCACAGAUUGGAGAUGGAACUCAGGUCAGCAGAGAACAAGCGGGUGGGAAACAUCUCCGUGGCCGCAUGGAAGAUGGAAGAUAAAGCAGAUCAGAGACUUGGGGUCAGCCAUCUUCCAGACAAUAUCAAUGGCCGGACAGUGCUGCCGGUUGACGAGAGCUUAACGGAGGCGAUGGGAGUACGAAUCAAGUAUGCCUCACUGUACAGAGACACCCUCCUGCGUGCAGUAUUUGGCGGCACAAUGUCCAGAAUGUAUCGCUUCCCAACAACCGAUGCCAACCACCUGCGGGUGCUCGAGCAGAUGGCCGAAAGCAUCCUGUCCCUGAACAUCCCCAGGCAGUUUGUCAAAUUACUACUGGAGGAGGACGCAGCCCGGGUUGGUGAGCUAAAGGAGCUGGGAGAGUUGUCACCCUGCUGGGAGAAUCUACGACGACAGAUCGUCUCACACUACCAAACAGUCAUAGCCUCGUACCAAGAAACCCUCUCUGACCUCAGCAACUACAGAGGCCCGUCAUUCAAAGCCAGCAGCCGGAAGGCCGAUAAGAAGAUGGAGUUCAUGCCCACCAACCUGCAUAUUCAGAGGAUGAGGGUGCAAGAUGACUUGGGCUUCGAGCACACAUACGACAUUGUCACUGUUGGGGCACCGGCUGCACACUGCCAGGGGUUUAAAAACGGCGGUCUGAGGAAACUUACUCAAAAGUUUGAGGAGGCAAAGAAACACGCAUAUGAGGAGCUUUGCAGCGCCCUCUCCAGCUCGCAGUCUAUCGUCUUCAUUCCUCAGGACGUGGUUCGAGCCAAAGAGAUCAUCGCCCACGUCAACACCCUGAAAACACAGGUCAGCUAUUAUGCCGAGAGGCUUUCCAGAGCUGCGAAGGACCGGUCGGCUAGCGGACUAGAAAGGACACUUGCCACGCUGGCUGAUAAGACUCGACAGCUGGUGACAGUAUGCGACUGUAAGCUGCUCGCGUCGGCCAUUCAGGCCCUGAAUGCUGCACGGCCUGAGUACAUCGCCUCCAAAAUGUCUCCCUCCGCUGAGUCAGAUCAAGUAGUCCUCCGCAAUGACCAGGACACACUACUUGCCAAGUGGAGCGGCAAUAGCAGUCGAUCAUCACUGCAUGUAGACUGGCAUGAGGAGGAGUGGGAGAAAGUGUGGCUGAACGUGGACAAGUCCCUGGAGUGCAUCAUCCAGCGUGUCGACAAGCUGCUCCAGAAGGAAAGGAAGCCAGAUGAUGCCAUUCAAGACAAAGUCCACACGGACCUGCAGGGCGCCUGCGUGAAGAAGAGUGAUGAGAAAAGACGAGCUUUUUGGAUCAACCCGGGAAGUACAUCACUUGAGUGUGCAUCUUCAUUGUCAUCACCAUUGCCUCACCCAUCCACAUCAUCAUCAUCUUUGCCUGCCUUCCCAUCAGUGUGCCCUCCAAACCCUGAAGGAAAAAGCUCACCCGCCAACAGUGCAUGUUGCACCACAUCCCGUCUUCUUGAUGGAAGCCCCAACAUUGAGGAGGCGUACCCAGGAGAGUGGAGUGAGGCGCUGUACCCUCUGCUUACCACGCUCACUGACUGCGUUGCCAUGAUGAGCGACAAGGCCAAAAAGUCCAUGGUCUUUCUACUGAUGCAGGAUAUUGCCCCAACCAUUGCCAUGGACGUCUCCCUGCAGUACCGCCGUGACGUUGUAUUCUGCCAGACGCUGACUGCUCUCGUCUGCAGCUUCAUUAUCAAACUCAGGAACUGUCUACGUGAUAAUGGAUUCCUUCGGCAGCUCUCCACCAUUGGCUUGUUGGCUGAGUUUGAAUCCCUACUCAGCACAUAUGGAGAAGAGCUGGCCAUGUUGGAGGACAUGAGCGUCGGCAUCAUGGAUCUGCGAAAUGUUACCUUUAAGGUCACCCAGGCAACGGGCAGCUCCACCCUCGAUAUGCUGCCCAUCAUCACGGGCAACCGUGACGGCUUCAAUGUCCGCAUCCCUCUGCCAGUAGCCAUGUUUGAUGCGUUGCCACGGGAAAUCCAGAGCGGCAUGCUGCUGAGGGUCCAGCCGGUGCACUUCAACGUCGGCAUUAACGAGCAGCAGACGCUGGCAGAGAAGUUUGGAGACACGUCUCUUCAGGAGCUCAUCAACAUGGAGAGUUUGACGAGGCUCGUUUCUUACUAUGAACAGUUUAAAGAAAUCCUGCCUGAGGACUGCCUCCCGGGGUCUCGUUCUCAGACAUGUCUUCCAGAGCUGCUCAGGUUUUUGGGGAAUAACGUGGAGGCGAGGAAAAACAAGAAUGUGGACAUCCUGUGGCAGGCGGCCGAGAUCUGUCGGCGGCUGAAUGGGGUUCGUUUCACAAGCUGCAAAAGCGCCAAGGACCGGACGGCUAUGUCAGUCACCCUGGAGCAAUGCCUGAUCCUGCAGCAUGAGCAUGGCAUGGCACCGCAGGUCUUCACUCAGGCGCUUGACUGUAUGCGCAGCAUUGGGACAAUGGAGGGUGUGAUCCAGAAGAACUUGAGCGGUUUACUGCCGGUGCGUGACUUCAGCAUGGACCCGAGCCUCCUGUACUCGCUGCCCCUGCUGGCUCUCAGUCCCAACCUGCUGGUGGUUUGGAUCUUCCUCAGCGUGACUUUUAUCUUGGCAAGGCUCCGCUGCAGCUGAGUGUCUGAGAAGCACUUAUUCAGUAGCGGCCAGCCCAAUUUUUUUUUCCUUUGUGAUCGCAAUACUCACCACAAGGAAGGGUGAUGUGGGACUGGAUGCGUGCCAUUGUCCUGCGCUAACUCUGCUGCAUGUACAACUGAUGCCUCAUUCACAGAAACAUCAUAUUCUGACCUCAUCUUACGAUCAUUAAUAUACAGACAAUAGUUAUUUAAUGUCAGACUGUGGUCGCGCUCAAUGAGCAACCCGUGGGCGUGGUCACAACUGUUUUGUGUGCCCACCGUGGUUUUGAAAAGCACUUUGGAUGAUUGACAGAAUACAGAAAAUGAUAUCAUGUGACCUUCAUGGUUUGUUGUCUAUCACAUAUUUGUGCAGAUGGCUUGUUGAAAAACUGUGACCAAACCUGGCAAAUCACCAACACGGAAACUAAUAUGUUUGUACAAAUAUGACAUUUAGGCAUUUAAAUAGCCGUGUGUCUUGUCUUCUUGCAUUUUUGCACAUUAUCCUCGUGCAAGAGAAGGUUUACAUUGAUGCAAGGGGUAGGUAAGUAGGAUGUAGUCCAUUAAAAUACAUUUUUGAUGCACUUGGGGGGGGGGGAAGGUUUGGAUUAUGGAUGGAUGGAUGGAUAGUUUCUGUUGUUGUAGAUAGAACCUUAAAUUGUUAUUUAAAAUGACUACCGGGGCAUUAGCUCGACAGGACUAAAUUACAUGAACAUGUGGUAUCAUCUAGAAAGCGAUGAUAGCAAAACCUGCCCAUCAGUUGUCUGUUCUCCCUUCCUUAUGUAACCUGGUCAAGAUCACAUGGAAGUGCUGUUGCUUUUGCUGCAAGUCUAGCAAGGCUUAAGUUCUUGGUUGUGACAAUAUAGUUUGUCCAUGUGGUUUUGCAGGGCAAGUUUCAGUGCAGAUUAGUUAGUCAACCAUAGCUUGGGUUUCACAGUGAAUUUAACAUUUCAGGAGAGUGAGAAAAUUGCUAAAUGUAUGUUAUAGGUUGGUCAAUUUCAUUCUGACAAGGCAUCAAAAAUAAUGGCAGUCAGAAGUAACAGUGAUAUUGAAGUCAUCCCAAUAAAAGUUCAACUAAGCUCCUUUCGUGUCAUUUUUCGUGCAGUUGGGAGUUCUUCCUCCAAUGGGCAGCCUGCACUGAGACACUGAGCAUACGGUGCAUCCAUUCAGUUUCUAUACUGCUAGCCAACUGAGAUCCAAACCUGCCUCUCCUGACUGUGAAGCAGAGUUUUAGUUUCUCCUCCGGUGUGCUGCCUUUAUCUCCCACUGCAGAAUUUGCUCAUUGUUUUUUUUGUUUUUGUUUUAGUUUUAAAUUUGACAGAUGAGUGAAUGAAAAGGAAAUGAAAAUACUAUCGCUAUGUAGUCAGCUGUGUCCCAAAAGGUGAAGACCUUGCUCUUGACAUAUUUCUGUUUAUUUGAAAUGUCUUAAUUAUUUCUGUAUGUAAAUGUGUUUUUUUUUUAAUGUAUAUUUUGCUUCACGUGUGCUUGCUUGUUCUAAACUACCUCUGAGAAACACAUUGAGUCUUGUCAAAUCAAUGAAAAUAUAAGAAUUAAGUAAAACAGUGUGCGUGCAUGCAUGCGUGCGUGCGUGUGAUUCAUUCCAGUCCUCUUGGUCAAAUGUGUAAUGACUCUUAAGUGCUCCCCAUUAUAUUAUUUAAAAAGGCUUAAAAAACACAGAACUACAAUGUAGUUUAUUUUUAUUGUCUUUGACAGUGACAUUGGUAAUUAGAAAGUACAUAUUUAAAUGCUUUUAUUGAACCAUACUGUACAGUAUAUGAAGUGUAUACAUAGUAUACGGACAUUUAAGAUCUAUAGCUGGAUUGUGAUGCUUAUGCAAUAAAGCUGUAUUUAUUAUUG
This is a messenger RNA of Hippocampus comes (tiger tail seahorse), 5168 nucleotides long. Its product is annotated as type I inositol 3,4-bisphosphate 4-phosphatase-like. Gene Ontology annotation, cellular component: cytoplasm. The record is from RefSeq and is a predicted model, not a curated record. Gene Ontology annotation, molecular function: phosphatidylinositol-3,4-bisphosphate 4-phosphatase activity. The coding region runs from base 247 to 3315 and encodes 1022 amino acids. The transcript is spliced from 26 exons. Lineage: Eukaryota; Metazoa; Chordata; Actinopteri; Syngnathiformes; Syngnathidae.